Molecule: messenger RNA, 776 nt
Organism: Cyprinodon variegatus (sheepshead minnow)
Lineage: Eukaryota; Metazoa; Chordata; Actinopteri; Cyprinodontiformes; Cyprinodontidae
Gene: smim15
Product: small integral membrane protein 15
Exons: 2
Coding region: 184-405 (73 amino acids)
Source: RefSeq, a predicted model, not a curated record
CAACAUAACUAAAUGAAUAAAAACAGGUAACUCCUUUUUCCGGGUUUUGGAUAUGUUACUUGAAUGCCUCACGAGUAGAAACGGUUUCAGUGAAACAGGGAGGAGCCGCUGGUUAUAAGCGCAAAUGUAAAUACAUAAUUCUGGACUUUGGUUCGAGUCGAAGUUGGUCGUUUCUGAACAAGGAUGAUUGAUUUACGAGCAUGGGCAGAGUAUGUUGUGGAGUGGGCUGCCAAAGACCCCUACGGUUUCCUUACCACCGUCAUAUUGGCUCUGACCCCGCUCUUCAUCGCCAGCGCACUGCUGUCCUGGAAACUGGCCAAGAUGAUCGAAGCACGUGACCGCGAACAAAAGAAAAAACAGAAGCGUCAGGAAAACAUAAACAGGGCCAAGAGGAAGAAAGAAUGAGUCCGCUGACAGGGCAUCGAAGAAACAGGAGAAGCAGUCCUUAGUCCAAAUAAUGACAUGUCCCAGCCCCACUGUAACGCAGGGUUGGUACGCAUCAUGUCCAGGAGGAAGGACGCUGGCCACAUGGACUGGACCGCUGCGGUGGACAGUGCUGCCCGGACGGGACUCGUCCCUGUGGGACUCUGGUCAGCAGGGGGCCCAGUGCUCCUCUGCUUCCCUUUUUUUUUAUACGGUUAUCUGCUUUAACUUGGCAGCUGUUCAACCCCCUCACAUUCCACUAACACCCCUGUUCUGUUGAAAUAACCUGAUGACAACGAUGAUAAUUAUCAUAAUGAAAGCUUUCUGAUUAAUAAAAAAUGUCAUGGUUGGUA